Messenger RNA from Cinara cedri, 17822 nucleotides. NCBI's taxonomy places the organism in Eukaryota, Metazoa, Arthropoda, Insecta, Hemiptera, Aphididae. The record is from the annotation of a GenBank genome assembly.
UACCAUGCCAAUGUAUAAGCGACUUGAUAAGUUCACAUCCAUCUAACUUAUUAUUAUUGUCUGCAUCAUGCAUUUUGAAAUAAUGAAAUUGUAAUUCUUGUUCUGACAUUGUACUUGUGUCUAAUGAUGGUAAAUCUAAAUGUUUUUUAAUAUGUCUAAAAUUUGAAUUAAACAAAAUUAGUAUAGUAACAAAAUAAAAUACAAAAUUCUUCAAUAUAUAAAAUAUACAGAUAUUUACUCGCUUUCUUCUGCAAUAUUAGUAUGUAAAACUUGUUGUGGAUGAGAUUGAUGUCCUUCAGAUCCAUGGCCAUGACCCUAAAAUAUACCAAUUAAAUCACCCAAUCACCUUUUUUUUUAAAAAAAAUUUUAUAUACUUUUCUCAAAUAAAUUUAUAUAAUAUUUUCUAUAUAAGAAAUAUUAAUCAAUUAAUUAGUUAUAUUUAAUGUAAAUAGUAAAUAACUACUGGUUGGUGCUGUGAGGGUUGGUGUUGUUGUUGCUGCUGCUGUGGCGGUGGUGGUUGUUGGUAAGGCUGUUGGGGAAUAUUUUGUUGUGAAGGUGGAUGUUGCUGAAUUGGUAUCUAGUGAAAACAAAAUUAAUUGUUAAUAAUAUGUUUUAUAAGUAAUAAUAUUUAAUUUAUAGAAUCAAUGGUAAUGGGUAAUUUUAUUUUAUAUUUAAGGCUAUUAUUUACAAUUUCUUUACCUGUUGCUGUUGUUGAUACAGUUGUGGGUUAACACCUGGUGGUGCAUAUUGUGCCAAUGAUUUAUAAUUAUUUAACACUAUUAAAAUAGGAAAAAAAAAUAAAAACUUCUUAGAACACAUUUUUAAAACAAAAAGCCUAUAAAAUAUAUAUAAAUAUAUAAACAUUGAAGUGAAAAACUUGCAAGUGUGUCAGUAAAUAUAAGUGUUUUGUAUAUAUAUUAUAAAUUAAUUUUUAAUUCUAUAACUUUAUUUUAAACCCUGUCAUAUUAUACACUAUUACAGUUUAAUCUAUGAAUCAACAACCACGUCAUUCGUUAUUGUAUAUUACUGGUAAACGAUUUUGCUUUUGUAUCACAAAACGAUAGAUUAAAUAUCUAAUAACAAUUCAUACAACUGGUGUAUAUGCAUAGUGCACACGUGUCGUAUCAUGUUUAUAUAAUCGUGAGCACUCAUGCCGUGCGUUUUUCAUGUUUAUAUACAAUUUGUAAUACCAUUGAUAACAAAAUUAUUAUCAAUUAAGUGAAUAUUGAAUAAUAUUAUUUUUGAUUUUAUUUUAUGAUAUAUUGAUUUGUAUUUAAUGUGCGCUAUUUUAUUUCAGUGGCAGACAUAAAAUAAUUACAAAAUAAUUUAUGUUUCGGUUACGAUUACAUGUUAAGAUACAUAGAAUACCAAACGAACAUGUACCAAGUGUACUUCAAACAUUUUCACUUUUGGCAGGUAAUUAAAAAAAAAAGAGAAAAUGUGCAUACUUUGUACUUUUAAUUUUUUGUUUUUCCCCGACCAACCAUUACCAGAAAAUUUAUUGAAAGUUAAAAAUAAGUUGAAUGAAGCUUUUAUAAAAAUAAAAAACAUACAUUAUACAAUCAACAUUAAAAAAUUUUUCUAUAUAAGGCACCAGUAAAUAAUAAUAAUAAUACAUUCAGUACUAUUAUAAAAGUAUAAAAUGCUAUUGCUAUUAUUAUUAAAUUAAUAAUAUAUUUAAUAACACUUAAUGUUACUAAUUAUAAUAUAAUGAUAAAUUUGCUUUCUUUUUUCUACAUUCCUUUUGGCAAGGCCACUAACAUUAUACGGUGUACUCUUUAUAAGCUAUGUCAAUAUUUAUAGAAUAGAUAUGCAAUUUAUUAUGUACCCUACUCUUUCAGUCUAAACUUUAAACUGGUUUUGAUUGAUUUUUUACCAAUUUUACCUUAAAGCACUAGCUGUCAUUUCAAAAGUAACAACCGAACGAACUUAGAAAAACAUUUAUACCACUUUUCAAUUCGGUAUUCUGUAUAUCCAUAUAGACCUUAUACUUUAAUAGUAUAAAGUAUGUGUAUAUUUUAAUUCGUGGUUAUGAUACAAAAUAUUAUUCACCGUUAUCACUUUACGUAAAAUCGUAAUUAAAGUAGACACAAAUAAUAGUAGUAACCACGGUCUUAGAAGAUUCUGGACAAGUAGUAGUAAACUAGACAGUAACGUAAUACAGAUUACGUUAUAAUAUUAAUUAUUAUUUUUGAUAAUAAUGUCACAUUAACUAUUGAUAAGACCAACGUUUCAAAACAAAAUUAUCACGGUAAAUUUCAUAUAAAAUACAUAAAAUUAUUAUUUUUUCUGUUAAUUUAACCUAACCUUAACUUGUUUAUUAUUAAAACACAAAUACCUAUUAGACAUUUUUAUUGUUUUGAUAUAGUUUUUCUUUCCUAUAUUUCUUAUCACAGAUGAGUAUUUUUAUCAUAAUAUAUUAUUAUACACAUAUGUGUUAUCUAUGAUUUUUAUAUUGUAUGAUGUCAGAAACUAGCAAAAUAAUAUCUAUACGUAAUAUUUGUAUAUGAUUAUGAAUAAAAACGUAUAAAUAACACAUUUUUAAUAAUCGAAAAUUUAAAAAUUAUAAUACUAUGUGCGUGUAUUUCUUAUGGAAUAAACCGUACCAUGAAAGAUUAUUUCUGAAGAUCCUCUAUAGAACUAUUAACCUAUGAUCUAUUAUAUAAGUAAAUCAAUUUUUUUAUGGAGUCCAUGAUCAUAAAUCUUAUACCAUAGACCUUAACCUUAUACUAAUAGGUUGGCCUUUUGUUCACGUAGAACGGUCAUCGAUAGAGGGCGCUUCAUGUAUGACUUACGUGGUAUUAUUGUAUCACGAUUUAUUAAAUAAAUCUGAAACCGAGUAUUGUACAUUGGACAACAUAUACAAUGACAACACUGAUAUGAUUAUACUGUACAUCACUGUAGUAUAGCUAAUCGGAUACUACCACAGUAACUCUGUAGUCAAGGGUAGUUAGAGCACUAUAGAAGCAUACUUAUAGUACCUUAGGCCUGUCUAUACAAUACAAGGUCUUAUAUAUGGGCUAUGUUUUAUACUAAUAUAAGGUAUGAAGGUAUAUGUUUAUGGUGAAGUCCUUCAAGUUUCUAUUACAAAUAAUUAUCAUAUUCAUGAUCAAAACAUAUGUGUCAUAUCCUUAGAUAAUACAUUAUCUAUGGUAAUAUCACAAUGUUAUCAUUGUGUAAUUUACUGGUCUAAAUAUAGUAUUGAUAAUACAUAGUACAAUAAUAUUGUUUUGUUAGUUAUUAUGUUAGUUAAAUUAAUUGUUAAGUAUAUUAUAAUUUAGGUGCCUAGAUUCUUUUGUAUUACUAAUUCUCAUUUGAUUUGUUUUAUUGAUUAUUAUUAGCAUUCAUAUAUAAUCUAAAUGUCGCUUUGUGAGCAAUGGAUUUAUUAGACAUAGCUUAUUCUGUUCAAAAUGACAUUUAUUACUCAACUUUUCGAAAAUGGAUAAUAUCAACUUACCAAUUUUUACUAAUAGAAGUGAGUUAAAUACAAAUUAUAUCUAUUUAAAUGUGUAAUAUAAAACUUUAAUACUCCUAUGAUAAGAUAAAUAAUUGCCAUAUGAAAAAAGAAAAUUGUGUAUAAUUUCUGAGAACAAAAGAUUACCUAUAUUUUAUAAAUAUGUAUUGUUUCAUUGAGAAAGUGUGUACAAUUUCACAGAUAUCCUGUAUUCAAAUUUAUAAACAUAAUUUAAUCAUAAAAAAAAUAUACAUAUUUAAUUUCUUUUUCAAUUGUUUAUAUGAAUAUAUUGAAUAAUUGAAAAUUUGUUUAAAUACUUUUUUAUGCUAAUUAUUUAAUUAGGUGCCUUUUAUUAGUGCUCCACUACUCUCCCUCUACCUAAACUUAAGAUUGGAAUAUCUUGUCGACUAAUUGUAGGAAAUUUUAAUAUUUAAAUUUAUUUUAACCAAUACUCUAUUCAUUUAUGAAUUUGUUUGUUUAUUUGAUUCUCAUUUGAUAAAUCAAAGUUGGCAUUGCCCCUGGAUAUUUCUUUAAUUUUAUGAAAAAUCUAAGUAUUCAAAAAUAUUGACUUUAACUACACCUAAAGAUUCUAAUAAUCAAAACUUAAAUAUAUGCUAAGUGUAAUCAAAAAAAUUUGGUGAACACACUUAGUGAAUCGCUCUGUAUGUAGGUAUAAACACAUUAAUAUAUUCUCAUACCUUAUGGUUUAAGCAAAACAUAUUUAGUUCUCUCUAAAACAAAAUCCUUGCUACACCACUGAUAAAUUAUAUUGUACAUAUCAGCUGUAUUUAAUUAAUGUGAUAUCUACUUAUACAUAUGGCUCACAUAAUUUAUGUUUAGUAGUUAAUAUUAUACUUUUAUUUAUUUAUUUUUCUAUUAAAUUCAAUACUUAUAACUAGAGAGUAAAUUUAUUUGCUCUAAAAUUUAACAAAAAGUACUUGAUAACCCCAAAAAAACCUUGAAAAAGCACAUACAAAUAUUUAAAAAUACAAAAAUAAUAGAUGGGUAUAAAAGUCCCCCCCUCUAAUGUAUUUAACUUGCAAAUACAAAUUUUUAAAAAGUUAGAGCCAUUAGUGAUGGGAUUUUUAAACUAUAAUUUUUUUAAUCUAAAUGUUUUUAAGCGAUUUUUUGUGGAUUAUAAGAGAAUAUAAAUCUGAUCUCUAAUUAUAAUUAUAAACGUAUUAAACAAUUCAAUCAAGGAAUUAAUUUAAAAAUGGAUACUCAAAAAAUUUAAACACUUUGUGUAUCCUUUUUACUUGUAAUUCAAUUAUAAUUUAUUUGUUUUAUUGUUUUUAAAGAAAACGUUAGUAAUACUUCUUGGAUGCACAAUAGUAUUACUAUUAUUCGUUACAAUUAUGUUUUACAAAUGGAAAGCUAAAUGUAAGUUAUAUAAUAUACAAAAUAAAUAAUUUUAAAAUUAUUAAACCAUUAUUUAAUUAAAUGUUUAUAUAGUUUUUGGAAUUCAAGGAAAAGAUACCAGUGCCACUACAAAAACAAGGUUUCGAAAACGUGAUAAAGUUUUAUUUUAUGGACGAAAAAUGUUGAGAAAGGUAAAACAAUUAAAAAUGUAUGUGAUAAUCAUUUAUGUCAAUAAUUCAUAAAAUAUUAUAUUAUUAUAUUAUUAUAUUAUUAUAUUAUUAUAUUAUAUUAAAACAAAUACUUUACUUUUAUACUAUUUAUUGUAAAUAUCUGUUUUAAACUAAUAUUUUAUAAAAUCUUUUUAUAAAUGUAUCUAUUUAUUUCUUUAUUUAUUUAUGAAUAUAUAAGUUUAUUUAAUAUAUUAUUUUUUUUUUUUAAGGUGAAAAGUAUAUCUGGACAAGUACGUGGUCAAGGGAAAAAAAGAAAAUUAGUGAUUAAAUUUGCUAGACGUUUACUAAGAAUGAAGAAAGAUACAUUGCCUCAAAGAUUAAAUGUAUUUAUAUUUGUUAAUUAUAUGUAAAGUGAUGCUAUAUAAAUUUAAAAAAAAAAAUUAAAUUAAAAUAAUAUAUUUUUCAACAAUGAAAUAUUUUGAUAGAUAAUUGUUUGAUAAAUAGGUAUUGGAGCCACCUGCUGAGUAUUUAGAAGAAGAAUUAAUUAUGAAAGAUGGUCAUUCUGUUCCUCCUGAUGCAUUUUAUAUGCUACAAAGUAUUCGGUAAGUUUGAUUUUUAAUAAUAUUAAAAAAUUAUAAAUUUUGUUUACUGAUAGUAUUGUAAUUAAUAGCUUUGUUCAUUUUAAUAAAAAGUAUGCAUUUUUUUGCAUAUAAUCGUAUAGGUACGUCACAUACACAUUUGAUUAUGUGAGUAGUACCGAGUGAAUUCUUUAUCAUAAGUGUACAUUUUUUUUAAGUUAGCAUAGUUAAUGGUAAUUUUAUUAUUGACCAAAUAAUAAUUAGUCAUUACACUCAUUACCUGACUGAAUCAAAAUUUCAAAUAUUAAAACUCAUCUAAUUUUAAAAUAAUGUCAGUAUAGAAAUUAUUAAAACAAAAUAUGUAAAUAUGCAUAAUAUACACAAGUAUAUUUCCAUAAUCAUCACCAAUAUACAUUAUAAUUAUAUAAUAUUUCUAACUAUUGUAUAAUUUAUACCCUGACAGUACUUAUAAUAAGAUAUAUAAAGAAAAGAUACAUAUUGUAUAUAUACAAGAGUAAAUAUAUUGAUUAUUAUAAAUAUAACCUACAUUACACACAAAUAUUUUUAAAAAGAAUUUAGUUUAAUUUCAAAAAGUAUUGCUUGACUUGUGGUGAAAUUAUUUAAAAAAUUAUCUUAAUUAAUGGAUUAUUUUUUAACAAUUCUUUAGUACCAGUUUUAUAAUUAUAGUUGUUUUAAGCUUUUUCAUAAUUAAUUUGCUUAAAAAUAUGGAUUGUUCAUUAAAUUAAUUUUGCUAAAUACUGUUAUUAUUUCAGUAUUUUUGGACAUUUUGAAAAACCAAUUUUUUUAAAACUUUGUCGUCAUACAGAAAUAUUAAGUGUACGUGCUGGAUCACAUUUAUUUAAAGUUGGUGAUCUUGAUGAAAAUGUUUUCAUUGUCCAAAGUGGACUUGUUAGUGUAAAUAUUACUUCAAUUGAUGGCAGCAUAAUCCCCUUGAAAUUAGUUAAAACUGGAGACAGUGUAACAUCAUUAUUAAGUUUGACUGAUGUUCUUAUUGUAAGUAAUAAUACAAAAUAAACAAUUUAUUCAUUUGUAUCUAUUAAAUUUAUGUUAUAGGGUCAUAAGAAGAAUUAUAAAACUGUUAGUGCUCUUGCUGUUGAAGAUAGUACAAUAGUAAGGUUACCAAUUGCUGCGUUUCAGGAAGUUUUACAAGAUUAUCCAGAUUCCUUAAUUCAAAUAAUCCAAGUGGUGAUGGUCCGUUUACAAAGAGUUAUGUUUACUGCUCUUCAUCAGUAUUUAGGACUUUCAUCUGAAUUAGUUAAAAAUGUAAAAGUGAAUAAUAGUUAAUAUUUAAAAACCAUCAUAAUUAUUAGGACAUAAAUACAAAAAAAUAUUAAUAUACUUAUACUUAUAUUUAGGGUUUAGAUGAAAACAAAAUAAGUCCUUUUAUUACAGCUUCUAAAAAUGAAUCAUCUAUGUUUGUACAAAAAGGUAUAUUUUAUUAUUAUAUGCAUUUAUAUUUUAUUAUUAAUUGUUAAAAAUUAAAAUAUUUUUAGAAACUACAUUAAUAAUAGAUAACACAUUAGAAUCACUUACAAAUGAGCCAAAACACGAUAAAAAAGAAUGGUUUCAUAAAAUGGCAUUAAAAGUUUUUGUUAAAGAACUUCAACUUGAUAAUGAAGAUUUAUUGAAAGGAAAAAUUGAAGUUCGUAAAAUUCCUACUAACAUAUAUGUAAUGCGAGAAGAUUCUUAUAAAGUAAGAUUAAUGUUAAUAAUUUAUUCUAAAACAGUUUAAGAACAAUUAUAAAAAGUGUGGUGAAAGAGUAAUUUUUUGCAACUUACAAGUUUAAGUAUAAAAUAAAGUAUCAAUAAUUUCUGUGUGAACAACUUUUUUACCAGAAAAAUAUUAAGAUUUCAAUUUUGUUUUUUUACCAGAAAUCUUGCUUCAAAUUUCUUAAGUUGAAUUUUUUCUUACAGCAAAUUUUCCUUGUAGUUUUCUUAAUAAUUGGGAAAUUUGAGAAUAAUGGUUUCAAUAUUUUUGAUUAAUUUUUUUUGUAAAUUCAUUUAAAAAGAAUGAUACAAAUUUUACCAAAUUCUUAUAUUUUCUAAACAUGGUCAAUGAUUUUCAUUGUUUUGUGUGGAUGAAAUUAUUUUUGCCCAGUUAAAAUGUUUUUACAUAAAUAAAAAUUUGUAUUUAACGGUAACAAAAGUUUAGCAAAAUAAACUAGUUUUUUUGUAAACUUAAUUUUAUUUUCUAACGAAAAUCAAAAAAAAUAACAUUAAUCAAAUCAAUUCAAAAAAUGUUUAACCGAACUUUACUCAGAAUCAUAUUUUGUUAUCAUUGAUUUAUCAUUGUGUACAGAUAUAAAUUAAAUAACUAUGUAUUCUAUUUUCCUAACUUCCUACCUUUCACAUUCAUUAGCAGUAUCCAUCUUUUUUUUUUUUUUUUUUUAACGAUCUUUACAUCAACUAAUUUCAUUAAGUGAGACCACUACUUCCUUACAAUGAAGAUACUAAUUGGCUGAAUCUGACACUUUACUUCUAAAAGUGAUAUAUAACUCCCAGAAGAAUGUCUUAUCAAAAGAUGAAAAAUCCUAGAUAUAAUUUUGUGUUAUAUUUUAUGUAUGUUAUUGAUGUAUAUUGUUGUGUAACUUGGUUAAUCAUGAGUAAGGCAAAGGAAUUUUACCUUAAAAAUUCACCAAAUAUGCAUUUAUAUGGAAAAUAAAAUAAUGCAAAAAAAUAUUUCAAAAACACAAUUUGAAAUUAAUAACUGCAUAUUUUUAAAAUGUAUUUUAUUAAUGUACCUAGUUAAUAGUUACAAAAUGCAGAUACUUCAGACUAUAAAAAAAAUAACAAAAUCUCAAUAUUUCAAUUUUUAAAAUUUAACUUAUAUUCAUUUAACAUUUCGAUCAGAAUUUAGAUACAUCAUUUUUUAAUUAAGAAAAUAAUAAUGCAGGGCACAUUUUUACAUAAAAAUAAAAUAAAUCGAAAACAGAAUGUAUAGUUAACUAUUUAGAAACACAGACCACUGGUAUAUGAAUAUAUUAGCAUAUCGUCCAAGAGUCUGCUCUAAUCAUAAGAAUACACAUUCAAUUCAAUAAAAAUAAACGCUAUAUAUUUUGUCUAGGUUUUUUUAAAUUUUAUUUUUGUAUUUUUUGUAGUUUUAUCUAACCAACAUAAAAAAUUAUCAGGAAAUGAAAGAAAUAGUAAAAUUAAGUGUUUUAUUAUUAAUGAUAUAUAUUUUUGAAAGGCUUCCCAUUAUUUUCAGGAUGCAGCAUUAGUUUUAUUAUUGAAUGGGUCAAUGAUAGUAUCACAAAAAAUGGAUCCUGAUGGAUUGACUGAAGCCCAUAUGUAUUCAGUCCAGCCUGGUGAUAUUGUUGGUGGACUAGCUGUUUUAACGGGAGAACAUGGAUUUUUCACUUUUAGAGCUAAUCGCCCAAGUGUAAUCGCAAUAUUGUCAAAACAAACAGUUUAUGCGUAAGUCAAAUAAAUUUAUUUUAAUUAACAUAGUUAUACAUUUGAAUAUUCAUUCAGAAUAUAAACUUGUUCACUAAUUCAUAAGCAUAAAAUUAAACUAAGUUCAACUAUUUCAUUUUUUUUUUUUAUAUAUAUAUAAGUUUGUUUGGUUCAGGUUCAUUAUGAGUUAAUUUUACCUAAUGAUUUUUUUUAACUUAACAGUGUCAGUUAUUUUGUUAAUUAUCAUAUAAGGUAUGAAGUAUGUCCAUUUAAAAUAUUUUCAAAAGGCUAUCACAGUAGAAUUUGCCAGCUCAAUAUUUUUACCAACAUAGCUUAAAUUCUGAAUGUAAAAUUUUAAAUUUGAAUUUAAAUGAAGACCCAAUAUCAUAUUAUGAUUUUUACUUUAUAUUGUAACCCUUUAUUGUUUCUCAAAAGGAUAAUGCGAAUAAAACCUCAAAUUGUUUUACCAAUUGCAAACACAGUAGUUGCUCGCUUAUCACCAUUUGUACGUCAAGUAGAUUUUGCCUUAGAUUGGUUGUUUAUUGAAAGUGGACGAGCUGUGUAUAGGUAAGUUGAAAAUUAUUUUUUAAUUUACAGAUUUUUAUAGACAAAAGAUAAUAAUUAAUUAUUUAUAGUUGUCUUUUUUUAAUUUAUCGAUUCUAACUGAAGCAAAGAAAUAAAUUUUAUAAAUAUUUUGUAUGUUAAAAUUUUUUCACAGCAAGAAUUUGGUGAAUUUUUUUCUAUAGAUAAAUAAAUAAACAAAAUUGUAUUUUAAAGAUGUCAGUCUUUUUCAUUUAAGUUACUUUUACUAAGUUUGAUACAUAAAUAAUAAUAAAAUCAUAGUUAUAUUUGAGGAAAACUUAAAAUUACAUUUUAUGCAACUAAACAAUUUAUUAUAUUUAAUUCAUCUUAAUUCUAGGCAAGGUGAAGAAUCUGAUAGUACUUUUAUUGUGUUAAGUGGACGAUUACGUUCAGUUAUUACUCAUGAAAAUGGAAAAAAAGAGUUGGUUGCCGAGUAUGGAAAAGGAGAUCUAGUAGGAAUUGUAAGUUUUAAUUGUUAAAUGUUUUGUUAUAUUGUAUGUUAUUUAAUAUAUACUUUUCUUUAACUUACCUUAAGUUGUGUUAUGGAAUCUUGCAAUCCAUUUUAAACCCACUUUUCAUGGUGUAAUCAAUUUCAAAUUUAGCAUACAUUCAUAUUUAUGAUAUAACUUUUAUUUGUGAAGAUUUUUUAGAUUCUGAGUGUAACAAAAAAAUGAUUGGUUUUACUAAGAUGUUUAUUUUUCUUUUUUUAUUUAUUUUAUUUUAUCCUGUGUACAAAAAUUUGACCAUAAAUCUUGCUCAAAUAUAUACGCGCGGCACCAUUUCUAAAAGGGAAUGUUGUCCAGGUGGUAUUUUUGGGAGGUCAUUUUUUUAAUUUUCCAAGCGGUUUUCAUAAUAUCUGGGAAACCCAAGGAUAAAACUUAAGAUAAACGGGAAAUGUAAAAAAUUAAUGUUUUUAUUAUUUUAUCAAUUUUUUUAUUUGUUGUAAUUCAGUUAAAAAUAUUCAUAGAGACUUGAAAUUUGGACAGAAAACUUAUAUUUAACUAGACGUGGUAAAAUUUUCAAACAAUUUAAGCCAUUUAUAGACAUUUUAAUUUUUUAUGUAAUUUUUAUUCGGUAGGUACCCUGUGAUAAAAUUGUUAGACUUAACAGAAAUGCUUGAAAAUUUAGCAGGAGGUUCAUUUUUAACAUUGGAUGUAUUAUUUUAUUUUUUUUCUGUAAUUGUAGUCUAACAUUUUUUAGUCUUGAUAAAAAAUAUCCUAUUUAUUAUUUUUUUUUUUGAAUGUGUAUUUUUUGUUUUUAUAAAAAUAUUGUUUUUAUUCACAAUAUGUUAAUUUAAUUUUUUUAUUAUAUACAUUCAGGUAGAAGUUGUCACCCAAACACCUAGAGGGACAACAGUUAUGGCAGUUAGAGAUUCAGAACUUGCCAAGUUACCAGAAGGAUUAUUUAAUGCUAUUAAAAUACGUUUCCCUGGUGUUGUUUCUACACUUAUUAAUCUUUUGGGACACAGAAUUUUAGGUAAUUUAAACAAAUAUAUAUUUAUAUUUUAAUAUUAAAUUUAUUAUGAAAUGUAAAUAUCUAUAUUUGUUUACAUUAACCAUUUUGUUAAUUUUUAAGUUAAAAUCAUUUAAUUCUAGGCACUUGGCAAAAACCUACAAUUGGUAAAACACUCGAUACAAGACCAACUCAAAGCAAUUUUUCAACUAUUGCUAUUGUACCUAUAUCAGAUGAUGUUCCUAUAACUAGUUUCACCUAUGAACUCUACCAUUCAUUAUGUUCAAUUGGAUCUACUAUACGGUUAACUUCUGACUAUGUUAGAAACGUAUUAGGAAAAUCUAUUAUGGAUUAUAAUAAUGAGUAUAGUUUAACUACUUGGUUAGCUCAACAAGAAGAUCAACAUAAAAUUGCCCUUUAUCAAUGUGACUAUUCCUUCUCUCCUUGGACUCAACGAUGUAUUCGACAAGCUGAUUGUAUAUUACUUAUAGCUCUAGGAAAUAAACAACCUACAUUAGGAAAGGUAAAUUUGUAUUAUUAUCUGUACUUAUUUUUAAUUAUUACAAGCUAUUACUUAAUAACUCAUAUUUAUUAUUAAAUAGUGAAAAAUAAUAAUAUAAUUUAAUUUGUGUAGGUAUUUGUUACACAAUAAAAAUGUAACUUAUUUUUUAGUAUGAAAAAGAUAUUGAGCGCCUAGCAUUACGUACUCAAAAAGAAUUAAUUUUAUUACACAGAGAAGAUUCAGAUUUACCUUCUAAUACAGUUGAUUGGUUGAAUAUAAGAUCUUGGGUGUCAUCACAUCACCAUAUUCAAUGUCCAAAACGUAUAUUUUUGAAACGUUCAGUUUUAGUUUUAGUAAGUAAUAAAUAUUUAAGAAUUAUUAAAAUUCACCCAGUUUGGGUCAUUUAUAAUUUAUUUUAUUUUAUAAACCUAGUUUGAAUUAAUUAUAAAACAUCUAAAAAAAAACAUAAAGUUAUUUAAUUUAUAACUGUAAUCAACGAUAAACUAUUACUAACAAAAAGUGAUUCAGAAAGAAGUUUGGUAUACUUGUUUUAAAGGACUAUAAUAUUUAUGAUUUUCGUCAAAAUGUGAUUUUAAAACUCUUAUAAAAAAGAAAAAAUACUACAUUAAAUUAUUCAUUUUUUUUUGUUACACUAAUGAACCUCAUAUCAAAUUUUUAAGCAUUUCUGUUAAGUCUAACAAUUUAUUAUAUAUAGUAGUAUAAAUUAUAUAAUAUAUUAUAUUUUAUUUGUAAUUUACUAAAAUAAUAAUAAUUAUUAUAUUGAAAAGCCUCAAAAUCUGUUAAGUUUAUGAAAAAAUCAAAUUAUAAAUAAUAUAAUACUUGUUAAUUUUUAGAGUGAACAAUAUGAAAAAAUAUUACAAACAGAAGUAAAUAUUCAUUCAGAUUUUUCACGUUUAGCCAGAUGGUUGACAGGAACAUCUGUGGGAUUAGUUUUAGGAGGUGGAGGUGCAAGAGGAGCUGCUCAUAUAGGAAUGAUUAAAGCUAUACAAGUAUACAAAUUAUUAUUUGUUAUUUAUUAUUUUAAUAUAGAAUUUGUAUUCUUUUUUUUUUUGUUUUUAUUAUCAUUAGGAAGCUGGCAUUCCAAUUGAUAUGGUAGGUGGCGUUAGCAUUGGUGCCUUUAUGGGAGCUGUAUGGUGUGGUGAAAGAGAUAUCAUUGGCAUGAUACGUAAAGCUGGACAUUGGGCUAAGGUGCAUACUUUAAUAAUAUUUAAAAAAACAUUGAGUGAAAAAAAUUAUAUAUAAAUAUAAACAAGACAAUUUUAUUAUAAGUGUUUAAAAAAUUUUCAAACAUUAUUUUUUUUUUAUAUAAAUUUAUAAUAAAUUGUUCGAAUACUCUUUUUCAAUAUUUCAAUAUUUAUCAAGGACAAUAAAAGUUAUUAUUUUAAAGAUUAAACUGCUGUGGUGUUUGUUACAAUAUUUUUGAUAGUAAAGUUUGGGUUAUUAUUUAAUAUAUAGUAAUUUAAAUGAAUAGUUGCUUUAAUAAUAAUUAUUCAGUUCCCAUUAGUUAAAAAUAUUUCAAAAUUUAUUAUAUACUUUUAGAGUAACUUAUGGGUAGAUAAGAAAUAAAUUACUAAAAUAUAUACUUUACAUUGUAUGUAAAUCAAAUAAUAUUCUAAUAAAAUGUAUACUACUUUAUUAAAUAUUAAAUCGUAUUUAUGAUAACAGAUGAUUUAAACUGUUUAAUGUUGAAUUAGUAACAAUACCAACAUGCUUCAUAUGAUAUUGAGAUUCUAAUCUGAAAUAAUCAACAUUAAUAAUAAUUAAUGUUUUAAUAUUUUUUAAGAGUAUGACACAUUGGUGGAGGCAAAUAUUGGAUUUAACUUACCCAGUAACAUCAAUGUUUACUGGUCAAGAUUUUAAUUUUACUUUAAUUUCCGCUCUUGGAGAAACUCAAAUUGAAGAUUUAUGGUUGCCAUAUUUUACAGUAACAACAGAUAUCUCGUCUAGUGAAAUGCGAGUUCAUACUCACGGUAUAAUUAAUUUUUUGUUAUUAAUAUUUUUCUUAAAAACUAUUAGCUGUUAGGCCAGCAUCACACUUGGAGAAAUUUGGUGAUAUAGAUAAACAUUAUCUUAAAUAUACCUUAACACAUGAGUAGAAUUAACACUAAUUUUUUUGAAAAUUAAUGCAUGUUCCCUUGCAGAACCCAAUAUAUAAAUUCAAACUUGUUAUUUGUUGCUAUCGAUAUCUCACAUUUUGUAAUUUUGUACACGAUACCAAUCGAAUUGAACACAGCAAAAAGAUGACUACACGCACUUGGUUAGUUGUCAAAUAGUCAUUUAAAUAGUUUAUUACAUCUACUAUGAGUGAAAAACGAAUUAAAGUAUUGCUGAAUAAUAUUGUUUUGUUUUAAUAGCUUAUGAUUAUCAUUAGUAAUAAAAUCAUGAUAACAAUUAUUUCUGAAACUAUUAUUAUAGAAUUCCGAUUUAGAAAAACUGUAAGUGUGACACUGGCCUUAGGUGAUGUAAUCAAUUAAUAUUCAUUACUAUUGUUGAGUUUGAAAUUUCAUAAAUAUGCAUGUUAGACCAUAUUUUUAUUCUCUAUUACUAAAUUCAUUAACAUUAUUGAUCAUAUAAUAUAUUGUAGAAUUCUUGCAAUAAUUGUUAUACAUUCAAAUUAAGUUAUCCUUAAUAUAAUAAUUAAUAAAAUAUAAUAAUAAUUUGUUCCCACAUACAUAUUUUUAAUAACUAUAUUUUAUUAAAUGUACUAUAAUAUAAAUAAAUUGUUUAAUAAGUUUUUGUGAUUGAUUUACCCAAACUGUGUUGACUUUAUUAAUAUAUAAGGCUAAUUUAAUUAAUUUUAUAAAACUCAUAAUUUUAUUUAUUUUGAAUACGGAGUUUUAAAUUCUAGGAUCUUUAUGGCGUUAUGUACGGUCGUCAAUGUCUCUUUCCGGUUAUAUGCCUCCUUUAUGCGAUCCAAUUGAUGGCCACUUAUUAUUGGAUGGUGGAUACAUAAAUAAUUUACCAGGUAAAUCAAUCACUAGCUUAUUUUAAUACUUUAUUUAAAUUAAUAAUUACUAAACUAAUUUUAUGAAUAACUAUACAAACGUAACACUUUUUUUCAUGGAAUUUUAUGAACACCAAUAUUUUAAUUAACUAAAAUAAAUAACUGCUUAAACUUUUAUAUAUUUAAAACAAUUGAAAACUGAUUUUAAUUAACAGUGAUAUUUAAAAUAUUUGAGUUAUGUUAUUAAUUUAUUACAUAAAUAUUCAAAGUCAUCAUGUAUUGGAGAUAUGUAUGUGUGUUAGAACAAUUCAGGCUAUAAUUUCUUCAACCUGAAUGGUCUUUAAAGUGUAGUGUGCAAAAAUAGGCUUACUUUGGAGGUAUGUUCGAUCAAGUAUGACAAUUGCUGGUUUACUUCCGCCCAUGUAUAAUCAUGAUGAUGGACAUUUACUUAUGGAUGGCUCUUAUGUGAAUAAUGUACCAGGUGAGUUAUUAACAACUUAGCAUGAAAUAUUAACUAUAUUGUGGACUAUGACGUCAUUUGAUGUUUUUAAAGAUUUUUGGAUGAAUAUUUUAGUCUAAUUUUACAUGAAUUGUUUUCGAAAAUAUAUAAACAAGAGAAGAACUGUUUAGAUAUAUUGCCUCCAGAUGCAGUAGAUUUUGUUUAUUUCAGCUUUAACAAUUGUAUUAUUUAUGUGUGUUAAUUUGACUGGAUAUGCAUACUCCAAUAUAUGUGUACAUAACAUUGAUAUUUAUAAAAUAUAUUAAUCUGUUAAACAAAACUAGCUAAAAUAAAUUUUAUUUUUUCAAUUUAGCUGAUGUAAUGCGCAGCCUUGGAGCAAAAUAUGUUCUAGCUAUUGACGUAGGUUCCCAAGAUGACAUGGAUUUUACAAAUUAUGGUGAUAGCUUGUCUGGUUUUUGGUUGUUGUGGAAAAAAUAUAAUCCAUUUACUACAUCAGUUAAGGUCCCCAGUCUUCCAGAUAUACAAUCACGACUAGCAUAUGUUUCUUGUGUUCGUCAACUCGAAGUAAAUUUGUUACAGACUAUUUUACAAUUUUAUAACUAGAUAGUUCAUUAAAUUAACCUUUACAACUAAAACCUAGGCUCUUUAAAAUUAUUAAUUUUGUUCCACUAAAGUCUGUUAUUUUCUUGGCCUAUUUUAGUUACUCUCUUUAGAUUACUAUUUGAAAAUAACAAAAAAAUAAUUAUACAACAUAAAAUAUUGAAUUAUUUGUAUCAAUUAGAUAUUAUGACAUCAUUUAAAACAAAAAUACAUACUAUUUUAUUUAUUCCUGCAAUUUGCUGUCUCUUACGACAUUGAAAAGGAACAUUUUGUUUUUCAAUAUACAUUUCCUUACUUCAAAAUAGUGGUUCUAAAAAAGCCAACUGUCAUUAUUCUCUAUGCAAAGAGCCAAGAAAAUGACAAAUUGUUCGCAGGGAAAAAAUGUAUAAUUCAAAAUAGGUUAUCAUUAUACUAAAAGCAUAGGUUUUUUUUGUGAAAAGAUUAAUUUCUCAAAUGCCCUAUGACAUAUACAGGGUGAUUCUUUUAUUUUUGAACACUUAUUAUUUCGCAAAGUAUAUUUCUCAAAAAAAAAAAUGUGUUUUAACAAUUAAGGAAACAAAAAAUUUUAAAUUAUACAUUACCAUUAGUUUUAGUUAGCCUUAUUUUUGGGGGUUAAAUGAGACUACCUACUUUUCAUUUUAAAAUGGCAACCUAUAUUAAGUUUAAAAGUGUAGAUAGAGUAUUAGUUAAAUACAUUUUGGUGCUGAAAUUUUUGAUUUCCUUUAACCUGUUCAUAAGAUAUUCCACUUAUAAGUUUGAGUAGUGGGAAAGUAGUGUAGUAUUAUUUGUGUAGCGACAUGGUGCGCAGCAUGUGAAUAGUGUUCCACUUAUCUCCCUCUUCCCUUAACUUAAAAGUAGAAUAUCAUGAAUGCGAGUGGUAAUAAAUAAAUUUAUUUAAACGAUAUAUGAAACUUUUAAUAUAUAAAAAUAAUGGUAGUGUACAAUUUUAGAUUUUUGGUUUUUUAAAUUACUAAAAUAUUUUUUUUUUAAAAAAGUACACUUUGCAAAAAUAAUGAGUGUUUAACAAUAAAAGAAAACUAUAUUUUUAUUAUGUUUUAUAUUAAUCUGUUAAAAAUUCAGGUGGUUAAAAAUAGUGAUUAUUGUCAGUACAUAAGACCUCCUAUUGACAAGUAUAAAACACUUCAAUUUGGAAGUUUUGAAGAAAUAAAGGUAUUGUAUUGUUAAAAUAUAUAUAUUAAAUAAAUAUAUGAAUAAAUAAAUUAAUAAAUAUGUUGUCUGGAAUAUUAUGAUAAAGGUAUUUUAUUUUAUGUAUACAUUUUUUAUUCAUAUAAUUACAAGUAUUAACCAUUUUAAUAAUUUGGUUUUUACUUUAUUAUUUAAUUACUUUAUUUAUUAAAAUAUAUUUAUAUUAAAAGCUUAUAUAAUAGUAGAUACCCAUCAUGUAUUUGGUGUAAAAUAUUAUACUAGCUAAUCAAUAGGUAAUCAUAAAUAUAAGCUAUUACAUCAUUAUUUUGUGUUAAUAAAAAUAAUAAUAUGAUUAAUUUGUAUUAUUUAUUAUUAUUUAAAGGUAAGGUUUAAUUCAACUAAUUUAUGUAUUAAAUUUUUAUUUUUAGGAAGUCGGUUAUCAGCAUGGUAAAACUUAUUUUGCUGGUUUAAAACUAGCUGGAAAAAUUCCAUUUGGAAAACAAGAACCUAUACUGUUGCAUAGAAAAUCAGAACAACGAGCUUUGUAUCCAAAUCUCGUACAAAUUAUAUCUUCUAGUUACCAAUCAGUUGACAGUAAUUAUGUUUUUAUUAUUAAUUAAUAUUUAUUUAUUUAUUUUUUAUGUAGAUGAAUUUAAUAUCUUCUUUUUUCAGAUGCUCAACUAACUGAUAAAAGUGAUAAACAGUAGUGAUACAAAUAUUAUUUUUAUUUUACCUUUACCUAUUAUUAUGUUGUAAAUAAAUAUUUAUUAUAACUAUGUAUCUAAAGAAAUAAAUUAAGAUUUAUCUUGUACUUCAACCUAUUAAAGUACAUAAACACUAUUAUGAUAAAUAGUAAGGUAAAAAUAUGGUGACGGUAGUGAUAUAAUUUGCCUUAUUAUUUAUCGCAGCAGUGUAUACAUACUUUUAUAAUAUUAUUAUUUAUAACAUGAAAACUAAAAUGAAGACAUUCAAAAAUGUUUUAAAUUUGUAACCAUUAAUAUUUAAAGAAAUAAGAAAAUAUUAUAUGUUAUAUAUUUUUUUGUCUUACAUUUAAUUCUUUUAAUAUUAUUGAAUAAUAUUUUGUAUUUUUUUUUUAUACAUAUUUAUAGACUGGAUUAUUAUACAAAUAUUUUACAUACC